AUGCCGCGCAGAGUAACCAACCCCCAAAAACCACAAUCCACACUCCCAUCUAACCCCAAGUCCAGAUCCUCCUCCACCGGCGCAAUGGCCUACAAAGCCCUCCACCGCAAAGUCCAACCCCUCCCCGCCUCCGCGACUUCAUCCUCCAUAACCCCCGCAGCGGCCGUCUCCUCCAUCCUCUACGAAACCCCGAUCCCCACGACCGCUCCUCCCAAACGACACGUCCUCAACUGCCUCGUGCAAAACGAACCCGGAGUCCUCUCCCGCGUCUCCGGAAUCCUCGCCGCCCGGGGCUUCAACAUCGAUUCCCUGGUCGUGUGCUCCACGGAAGUCGCCGACCUCUCCCGCAUGACGAUCGUGCUGCAAGGCCAGGACGGCGUGGUGGAGCAAGCGAGACGACAGCUGGAAGACUUGGUGCCCGUGUGGGCGGUACUGGAUUAUACCGCUGCGCCGCUCGUGCAGCGCGAACUACUCCUCGCGAAAAUCUCCAUCCUCGGACCGGAGUACUUUGAAGAGUUGCUCGCACACCACAGGGAGAUGACAGGCGACUCGGAAAUGCCGAUGAUGGCGACAUCUGGAGGAGACCAGCCGAUCGACGGGCAAAUGGAAGCCUACGAGGAAGCGAAUGCGGAUCUCGAUUUCCACCCGCGCAGCUUGCCGCUGAGUGAGGCCCUGCGCAUGAAACAUCGGCAUCUGGAGACGAUUACGUACCUCACGCAUCAGUUUGGAGGAAAAGUGUUGGACAUCUCGACGAAUAAUUGCAUUGUGGAGUUGUCGGCGAAACCGACGAGGAUUGAUAGUUUUAUGAAGUUGGUGACGCCGUUUGGGAUUUUGGAGAGUGCGAGGACGGGUUUGAUGGCGCUGCCGAGGUCUCCUCUUCAUGGUGGGGAGAGCGAGAAGACGGUGGAGGUGGAGGAGGUGAUGGAUGCUGCGUCUUUGCCGCCUAGCUAG
This is a messenger RNA of Zymoseptoria tritici IPO323, 951 nucleotides long. RefSeq lists its product as uncharacterized. The record is from RefSeq and is a predicted model, not a curated record. The coding region runs from base 1 to 951 and encodes 316 amino acids. Lineage: Eukaryota; Fungi; Ascomycota; Dothideomycetes; Mycosphaerellales; Mycosphaerellaceae. The transcript is spliced from 2 exons. Gene Ontology annotation, molecular function: acetolactate synthase regulator activity. Gene Ontology annotation, cellular component: mitochondrial nucleoid; acetolactate synthase complex. Gene Ontology annotation, biological process: branched-chain amino acid biosynthetic process.